AUGACCAUUCUACCCUCGAAGCAAACCUCUUCAACCACAAAAAUUUCUCAUUCACAAUCCAUGCCUCCAUUCAUAUCUCUACUUCCAUCACUACCACCUUCCGAUAAACCCGCAAUACAUCCACCACGAAUGCCUUCAUCCCCAUCAUCAUCAUCAUCGGAGAGACCAAAACAAAGGACUCUUGACGAAAAGACCGAGAUAGUGGCGCUUAAUAUGAUCAUUCUGCAACCAAAGGAGCCGGAUGGUUACUUGCUGGCAGGAAAAUUAUACGAAAAGCAGCAACGGUACACGGCUGCACGAGCCAUCUAUGCACACUCAAGAUACCUCAUCCCACCCACGCAUGAACGCUAUGAUGAGCUUCAGCUUCGUCUCAAAAGGAUCGACAUGAAACGAGCCUCUUUUGUUCAGUUGCUUCCAUAUGAUGUAACACGCAUCAUUUUUAGUCAACUUACAAGUAAUGAACUUCUCGAAUGCGCCAAUGUUACCCUAUCAUGGAACUUCUUUAUCUUGCAAUGGCCGGAGUUUUGGGAUCGAUUGAUUGAUGGUGGCUACAACAUGAUCCCUGCCAUGGCUCAUUCAUUUUUGGAUGUUGGAGAAAAGGAGGAGGAGAGGCGACGGCUUUGUAUCCAAUCGAUGGAAAAUACCAUGACUCCAAGAGCACCCAUGAGAAUGAGUAACACUCUUGUAAGCUCAAUGUUAAAGUUUGUUACUGCUCCUGGUGCAUGCAGCAUUAGAGAAAUACACUUUGAGAGAGUCAUCUUGCAACGUGAACACAUCGACUUGUUGGUGGAAGGAGUACAAUCACGCAACGCCAAGAUCGAACGCCUCUCCUUGUACUAUGUUGAUCUUGGCUCUGAAUCCUAUGCACUUAUGAUUCUUCUAGGCCGAUGUUCUCAGCUAAAGCAUUUUUCAUUUAACGAAAGCCGUCGAGUCGAAGCCUAUGGGAGGAUGCAUAAACGAGGGUCAUACAUUGUUCCUUACAUCGGAUACCGCAUGCAUUCUGAUGGUAUCCCUUACCACACUACAUGCUUACCACCCUUGAUCUUUCGAUGGGUUAUACUAACAUUGAAGGCGCAAUGCUUCCCGACCUUGUAA
Molecule: messenger RNA, 1095 nt
Organism: Lichtheimia ornata
Lineage: Eukaryota; Fungi; Mucoromycota; Mucoromycetes; Mucorales; Lichtheimiaceae
Exons: 2
Coding region: 1-1095 (364 amino acids)
Molecular function (GO): protein binding
Source: RefSeq, a predicted model, not a curated record